AUGAAGAAGCCUCUUUUGGGGGAAGGAAACGUCGGAGGGACAGGUGAGAAUGUGGAACUCGUCACUGUACCUGCACUCGGAGCCGAAUGGUCAAAGAACGAACUCUACUCGCAAACUCGGAGGGCGAAACAAGAGGCUCGAAGGGAGAAACGAGGCAAAAUGUGGAGGGAAUGGAAUCGGGAUCAACGGGGCUGUUGCGGUGUCGGAUGGAUGACCAAGAGGAUGUUGGUCGUCGUCACAUUUGCCUUCCUCGCUGCACUCGGCGUAACAUUGUACUUUGUCAUCCCGAGAGCUCCCAACUUUAGCUUCCCGUCCGAUACCGUCUUCCUGGCCGACGAAUCGACCGUCGGAUUUUCGAGGACUCCGGCUAAUUUCUCGUUUACUGGUGAUAUCCGUAUGAUUGCCGACGCUUCCACUUCGUGGUUACCCGUACAUUUCAACCACCUCGAAAUCACCGUGCUCGACAUGAAUACCAACAAGAAGAUCGGCACGGGGGAUUGGAAGGACAAAACGAUCGGACGCAAAGGUCUACACUACUUGAGUUUACCGGUCGAUUUCAGUUACUCGGCUGUCAACGCGACCGACUCGACCUGGUCUGGCAUGUACAAUGCUUGUGGACAUCGGUGGACAGGUACAGAAAGGCCCGAUCUCUCCUUCCGCGUGACGCUGAAGAUGAAUAUCCGGGGACUUGUUGGAAAGCCAACGGUCUCGCGGCUGGCGACUGAUCUGGAAUGUCCUUUCGAGCUGCCUUCGAACAGCGUCUGA
Molecule: messenger RNA, 765 nt
Organism: Filobasidium floriforme
Lineage: Eukaryota; Fungi; Basidiomycota; Tremellomycetes; Filobasidiales; Filobasidiaceae
Exons: 6
Coding region: 1-765 (254 amino acids)
Source: RefSeq, a predicted model, not a curated record